CUAUCUAGAGAAAGAUAUCUAGGGUGAAAAUUUAGACGCGCUGAUUGGAUCCAGAGAUCUUUCGAUAGCCAAUCAACAAGUCCGAUGAAACUCAUAAAGUUGUCCAAUAUGUGUACAUCUUAUCUUUCUUUGCCCUUUUCAUCGUUUGAUUCGUCAAAAAUGAGUUCACAUGGGAAAGCGGAAACCGACAGACUAAAGAAAAAUUUGGAAGAGCAAUUAGAUCGACUUGUACAACAGUUGGAAGAUUUGGAAGAAUGCAGGGCUACUUUAGACGAAACAGAUUAUCUGGAAUGUAAGGAAGAUACUAUGGAACAACUCCGUGAGUUCAAUGAAAGCCUGCAAAGAAUGAUAUCUGGAAAUAUGACUUUAGUUAAUGAACUUGGAGCGAUGCAAUUGGCCACUCAAGCAGCUAUUAGUGCAGCCUUCCAAACACCAGCUGUCAUAAGAAUGUUUGGUAAACGUGAGCCAGCUGGACUUAAAGAACGUCUAUCACAAAUUGAUCGUGACGAAAAACUGGGAAAAUUGAACAAAGAAGUUGCUGAUUGCCAACGUAAGGAAAUAUUAAGCGCUUUGAGGCAACUUGGAGAAAAAUUAGAACCACCUUUAUUACAAUUGUUAGAACGAUUAUCGUUAGAUAGUGUAGAUACCACCAGAUAUGUGCAAGUUACUGAAACAAAGGAAAAGGGUAAAAUGGCUUUAGAUGUAGUGGGCAAGGAAGUCAGAGCUACGCAAGAUCUAAGUUAGAACCAUGUGACUGUGAUGUCACAAUGCCAUCCUUACAAUUCGCUAUAUUUAAAUAUAUUGGUAUAUUUUUAAAGCUUCCUUAAUGAAUAAUAAAAUUCAUACGAUAUGGUCUUA
Messenger RNA from Linepithema humile (Argentine ant), 858 nucleotides. RefSeq names its product protein LZIC-like. Gene Ontology annotation, molecular function: beta-catenin binding. Lineage: Eukaryota; Metazoa; Arthropoda; Insecta; Hymenoptera; Formicidae. The record is from RefSeq and is a predicted model, not a curated record.